AAAACGAUGGACUUUACACCAGCCGAGCUGAAAACACUCACAAAUGCUUUGCUAGGAAUGUCUGAAAAUUUGAAACAACUAAAACCACAUGCCGAGGAGGUGAUGGCAAUUAUAGCACAACCACGUUAUAAGUCGCCAAGCGUAGAAUUGCCAACUCUAGUGAACUACGAUUUCAAGGAAUUGGCAGUGGCACUUUAUAAGGACAUUUGCGGGGAGGACUUGAAAUUGUCAGAAGAACCCACUGAUCAAUCAUAUGUUGAAUCUACGAUCCCCGUAGUUUAUCUUAACAACGCCGGAGUACAUCUAAACGAGCUGCAAGAAAAUUUGAAUAAACUUUGGCGAUUCAAGCCCGACAUUAAAGACUUUCUUGAGACUUCUGAUCAAUAUAGACAAACCGGAAAAGAAAUGGCAAAAGCUUUCUCAACAUCGCAUUAUUUACACAGAGAUGGUGACCAAUUGCUAAAGUUUAUUGGGAUGAAUCAAAAAUGCAAUCGAUUUUCAAUUGAUAGUAGUUUGCGCACCUUAGAGAUGAGAAACAUAGAAAACCGGGAACAAAUAGUAAAGGGGAAUAAAAUUUAUCCCAGAUUUCAACGCAACCUCAGAACCCUUACGUCGGUUUUCUUUUGCGAUUAUGAGGGAUGUUCCAAAAGGUCAUUGACGGUGAUGGAACUAAACUAUCAUUACUACUACAAGCACACUCAACACAUACUGAAAGACUCUCAAACAUCUGGUUUAUCAGCGGAAGUAUCGAAAGAGCUAGCUUCUCAUUUUUCGACUCUGGCGUAGCACUUGAGCCAAAUUUAUCAACAUUUGGAGGAGAUCAAAGAAAUAUCUGAAAAAAAAGAGUAUCAAUCCGAUUAUUGUAAGAUCAUGGAUGUCGCGGUGAAGACCCUCUUCAAAUACGACAUGAACCUUCUGGCCAAUACAAUAUUGACUUCUCGUGACUUGGAAAACAGUUGUCUUGAGAAGAAAACUUCAUCUACAUCUCUGGAAAAUGCAGCCAGACACGUUUUUUUGUUGAAAACUACCAUCGGACACAUUUACCCAUUCCUUAAGGAUGUUCUCCCUAUCAUGAAAGCUUCUGACUACUAUAAGCCUCAUACUCUAGAGAUCUUAAAAGCAUUUAUGGCUUUCGAAUCGAUCACUCUCUGGUCUUCCAACAUUAUUGUAGCAUCUGAUGUUUUACAAUUCAUUGGGAAAGACUUACAAUGGUUCCGACAUAAAACCCAACAACCGAGAAAGCGAAAGAUAUCUGAUAGUGUUACAAAAAGAGAUUAUCCAGUAUACAUGGAGUAUGACAGCCAGUUGAAAGGAUACGGUUGUGACAAAUGUUUUUCUAUCAGUAAGUCGCUUGCCACUUUGAACCUCCACUUCUAUUUCGAGCAUGCCAAGAAUCAAGUCGGAGAGAUCAGUGAGAAAACGAAAAAGAUAAAGCUUGACGAUCAACAAACAUCAGAUCAAUCAACUGAUAAAGGGACCAACGAAGACUUGGAUGGCGAUUGGCUUCUCGUAUAAUCAUGAUACUCCUUCAUUGAUUUUCAAUGCAUUUACACGACUUCUUUACUGAUUUCAAACAAUAACCAAUCACAAUAUUGUACAUCAAUCUUUUUUAUCAGCUUUGAAUGCUCCCUAUAAAUCUAUACUACACCAUUUUUCAAACACUUACGGAAUAUUUAUUAUCUUUCAUUAAUUCUCAAAAUAAAGCUUAACUUCGUUAUUUGUCUGGUCUGCAGGCCUGAUGCUGCUACCACUGGGCUUUACUUCAAGCCACGUCCGAGCUAGGGACUGCGGCCCACUUCCCAGAGCUGUACAAUUAAAAUUAUCUCUAAUUUCAGGUCUUCCUCAUCGUCGAUGCCCAGGAAGCAAUACAACAAACUCUCAUCUCAAGGGCAAAGUUGAUGAUGUCUACGCGAGCUACCGUGAUGAGUUAGAUCACUGUACCAACUAUGGAAAAAUUAAUGCUGGCCUAUCUGAGAAGCUGAAGAACCGAGCUAAAAAGAUCGCUGAACAGGAGAAGCUGAUUGAAAAACUGAAAGUGGAGCACAUUCGGGCCUUCAACCACAGCUACAGCAAGUGGACAAACCGCCGGCUCAACCAAUAUCGUACUUGUUUUUAUUGCUGCAAAAGAUAUGACGAGGUCGAGGUCGUUGUUCGUGUGACCGAAUGUGGUCACUCCGGAUGCAAAACUUGUUUCGAUAAGAUGCUGAUUGAAGACCAUCACGGAAAGUAUCUCAAAUGUCCAGAGUGCCGUCUCUGCUCGGUUAACUAUGAGCAAUCAUUUUUUUUCCGUUCAAACCUAAAUGUAAUCCUCAACCAGCGACACAAACUUCAAAAUGGGACAGCCUACUUAACU
Messenger RNA from Caenorhabditis elegans, 2353 nucleotides. NCBI's taxonomy places the organism in Eukaryota, Metazoa, Nematoda, Chromadorea, Rhabditida, Rhabditidae. The record is from the annotation of a RefSeq genome assembly.